AUGGGUGUUCCCGCCAUGUUUCGCUGGCUCAGCCAGAAGUACCCCAAGAUCGUGUCCACUGUGAUAGAGGAGCAGGCGAAGAAGGUCGGCGACCAUGUCGUCCCCGUCGACCGCACCACGCCCAACCCCAACGGCGAGGAGUUCGACAACCUGUACCUCGACAUGAACGGCAUCGUGCACCCGUGCUCGCACCCCGAAGACAAGCCUGCGCCCAAGACUGAGGCUGACAUGAUGGUGGCCAUCUUCGAGUACACUGACCGCGUCGUCGGCAUGGUGCGCCCGCGCAAGCUGCUCUACAUGGCUGUUGACGGCGUCGCCCCGCGUGCAAAGAUGAACCAGCAGCGCUCUCGCCGCUUCCGCGCCGCCAAAGAGGCCGCCGAGAAGGACGUAGAGCGCGCCGAGUUCGUCAAGAUGCUCAACUCGCAAAAGGCCAGCCGUGGUGAGGACAUCAACAGCAUUGAGGAGGUCGUCGAGAAGACCUGGGACUCCAACGCCAUCACCCCUGGCACCCCCUUCAUGCAUCUUCUCGCCGAGUCUCUGCAGUACUGGUGUGCCUACAAGUUCACGACCGACCCGUCGUGGAAGGACAUGAAGGUCAUCAUCUCUGACGCCUCUGUGCCCGGUGAGGGCGAGCACAAGAUCAUGAACUUUGUCCGCUCCCAGCGCGCCAUGCCCACUCAUGACCCCAACACCUCGCACGUCAUCUACGGCCUGGAUGCCGAUUUGAUUAUGUUGAGUCUUGCAACCCAUGAACCUCGCUUCCGUGUACUCCGAGAAGACGUCUUCUUCGACUCCGGUAAGGACAAGGUUUGCACGCGCUGUGGCCGCAAGGGCCACAUCCGCAACAACUGUGAGUUCCCAGACGACGGGAAGAAGCUCACCGAAGAGGAGGCUGCCGAAGAGUGGGCUUCGUCCGAGCACCAGCUCAAGCCUUAUAUCUGGCUACACACCGGCAUUCUCCGCGAGUAUCUUGCCGUCGAGAUGGACACUCCCAAGAGGACCUUCAAGUACGACCUGGAGCGCGCCCUCGACGACUGGGUCUUCAUGUGUUUCUUCGUCGGCAACGAUUUCCUGCCCCACUUGCCCAGUCUGGAGAUUCGUGAUCAGGGCAUCGAUCUGCUCAUCAGCAUCUGGCGUGAGCUUGCUGCCGAGAUGGACGACUACGUGACCAAGGACGGCUUCCCAGACAUGCGCCGCGUGCAGCAGAUCCUGACUGCCCUGGCUGGUAAGGAAGCUGACAUCUUCAAGAAGCGCAAAGAGGUCUCGGAUCGCCAGGCCGCCAAGCGCGCUCAGCGUGAGGCUGGCAACAACCGGGGCCGCGGCGGCCGUGGAGGUCGUGGAGGGCACGACAGCGGCGCGCCGCCCUUCAAGCGCGUCAAGGAAGACACCAGCACCUACAUGAACUCUGGCGUGCUGUUCUUCGCCCCGCAGGAUGCCCAGUCGAACGAAGUGCGCGACGCCCACAAGGACGUGCUCCACAACCGCGAUCUCCAGACGAACAAGAGCGCCGCAGCCCGUCUCAAGGAGAUGAUGAAGACCAAGGCUGAAGGCACCGCUCCAACAGACGAGUCGACGCCUGCCUCUGAAUCUGCUUCCGGCGCCGACACACCCGUCCACCUCGGCAAGCGCAAGGCGGACGAGGUCGAGGACGCGGACAACGGCACACCCGGGCGCAACACCCCCGUCGUGCCAGACGACCCGGUCCAGGCGCAGAAGAAGGACCCGGACGCACCCGCAGAGGACACCGUCAUGCUCUGGGAGCCCGGCUACGAGGAGCGCUACUACCAGCAAAAGUUCCACGUCGCGCCAGAUGACAUCGCCUUCCGCAACAAGGUCGCUCGCCAGUACGCCGAGGGUCUCUGUUGGGUGCUGGCGUACUACAUGCAAGGCUGCCCUUCGUGGACAUGGUACUUCCCCCACCACUAUGCUCCCUUCGCCGCCGAUUUCGUCGGUCUCGAAGACAUGAACCCACGCGAGCUGUUUGAGGAGGGCCAGCCUUUCCAUCCCUACGAGCAGCUGAUGGGUGUGUUGCCCGCCGCCUCCAACCACGCCAUCCCCGAGCCCUUCCGCGUCCUCAUGGAAGACCCCGAGUCGCCCAUCUACGACUUCUACCCUGUCGACUUCCCCAUCGACCUCAACGGCAAGAAGUUUGCCUGGCAGGGUGUCGCGGUCCUGCCCUUCAUCGACGAGAAGCGUCUCCUCGACGCCAUGGCGACAAAGUACCCCGAGCUGUCGCCCGAUGAGAAAGCGCGCAACGAGUUCGGCAAAGAAACGCUCAUGUUCUCGCAGCAAGGCCAGCUCUUCAACGACGCAAACACGGCGCUCUACCGCACCGCGCUCAAGAAAUGGGUCAUCGAUCACGCAAAGUCCGGCGCCCUGCACGGCGAGAUUGAGCCCCAUGACCUCUUCGUGCCGGACUCCCAGCUCGUGCCCCCGUUUGACGCAGACGGCGCGACCGACUUUGAACUCGUCCAGGACGGCUCUAUGAGGGUCUACUACGAGAUGCCCCCCUUGAGCGCCGCCAACGCACACAAAUCCGUGCUCCUCAAGGGCGUCAAGCUCCCCAUCCCCGCGCUCACAGAAGGCGACAUCGCAGCCACAAAGCGCAACCAGGACCGCGGCGGCCGCGGCGGAUACCGAGGACGUGGCGGGUACAACGACCGCGGUCGUGGCGGCCGCGGAGGGUACAACAACGACCGCAACGGCGGGUACAACAACGGCGGUCGUGGCGGCUACGGCGGCAACGGCGGCUACAAUGACCGCAAUAGCGCCGGUGGAUACGCCGCGCCCGCCGGCCCGCCCGGCUUCCCAGCGCCCUUUGUCCCAGGCGCAAACGCAUGGCCCCCGGCCCCGGCGAACGGCAUCCCGCCUCCCCCGCCGGGCUGGGUCCCGCCCCCAGGCUUCGGCGCUCCGGGCGGGUUUGCCGCACAGGGCCAGCAAGCAGGCCGACCAGCGUGGAUGGGGCAGCCGCAGCCGCGCGGCCCGCCGCCGUCUCACGCUGGCGGGAAUGGCUACGGAGGCGCGAAUCGCGAUUCGUAUGGCGGUGGUGGCGGUGGUGGCGGUGGUGGUGGUGGUAAUGGAGGGGGCUACCAGGGCAGAGACGCGUACAAUGGCGGUGCAGGUGCGAGGAGCGGCGGGUAUCAGGGCGCCAACGCGUACGGGGAUCGGCCGCGGAACGAGCGCAAUGGGCGCGGCGGGAGGGGAGGGUACAGCGGCGGCGGCGGUGGGAAUAGGUCGUAUGGCGGCAACGAUGGGCGGUGGAAGGAAGGCAGUGGUUAG
Molecule: messenger RNA, 3279 nt
Organism: Didymella exigua CBS 183.55
Lineage: Eukaryota; Fungi; Ascomycota; Dothideomycetes; Pleosporales; Didymellaceae
Product: 5'-3' exoribonuclease 2
Exons: 2
Coding region: 1-3279 (1092 amino acids)
Biological process (GO): nuclear-transcribed mRNA catabolic process
Cellular component (GO): nucleus
Molecular function (GO): RNA binding; 5'-3' RNA exonuclease activity; zinc ion binding
Source: RefSeq, a predicted model, not a curated record